Messenger RNA from Ornithodoros turicata, 1134 nucleotides. RefSeq lists its product as uncharacterized. The transcript has a single exon. The record is from RefSeq and is a predicted model, not a curated record. The coding region runs from base 1 to 1134 and encodes 377 amino acids. Lineage: Eukaryota; Metazoa; Arthropoda; Arachnida; Ixodida; Argasidae. Gene Ontology annotation, molecular function: nucleic acid binding. Gene Ontology annotation, biological process: DNA integration.
AUGCACCGCGAUAUCCGCGCCUGGGUACGAAGUUGCCUCGCUUGCCAGCGUUCCAAGGCCCACCGGCACACCUUCAGCCCUCUGGGCACGUUCGCCACCCCUGAUGCCCGCUUCACCACGGUUCACCUUGACAUCGUCGGCCCGCUUCCCUCUUCAUCAGGGUACCGCUACCUCUUCACCGCCGUGGACCGGUACACCAGGUGGCCUGAGGCUGCGCCCAUGGAAGACAUGUCUGCAGAGACCGUCGCCGCCACCUUUCUGGCCACCUGGGUGUCCCGCUUUGGCGUACCGUCUUGGAUUACCACCGACCGUGGACGGCAGUUCGAAAGCCGCCUGUUUGCCUCCGUCACCACGCUCCUUGGCACCUCCAGGCUGCGAACCACCUCGUACCACCCUGCAUCAAACGGCUUGGUCGAGCGGUUGCACCGGCAGCUGAAGGCCUCUCUCACCGUCCGUGACGACCGCGCCAACUCGGUGAACAACCUCCCACUCGUCCUUCUGGGCAUUCGAGCCGCCCUCAAGCCUGACCUCGGCUGCAGCUCUGCCGAGCUUGUCUAUGGCUGCGCGCUCCGGCUCCCGGCUGAGUUCUUCGCCCCCACUUCUCCAGCCCUGGAGCCGUCACAAUUCCUCGAGCGCCUCCACCGUGCUUUCGCGACUCUUCGCCCGGUGCCCGCACGUUCCUAUACAAGCCGCCGCCCCCACGUCCCGCAAGACCUCCACACGGCCUCCCACGUCUUCCUCCGCACGGACGCCGUGAAGAAGGCGCUCCAUCCGCCGUACUCCGGUCCGCACCCCGUCCUCCAUCGGUCCGACAAGACCUUCAAGAUCUCCAUCGAUGGCCGGGUUGACACUGUCACAGUGGACAGACUCAAGCCCGCCUACGUCGAGGCUCCCGUCUCCUCCUUAGGUGCUGAUCCCUCAUUCCCGUGCCUGCAUUCAGCCGUCAACUGCCCACCGGCCGCUCCGCCUAUUGCGUCUUCCCCUACGCCUCGGAAGACUGUCACCUGGGGUGACAGCUCCUCGCUGUCUUCAGCGCGGGGGGGGGGGGGGUGCUGUAGUGGCAGUGACGACAUUGACGACCGGCCCCAGCGCCUGAGCUUGGCUCGUUGGCGCGUGGCUACGCCGGCUGUUUAA